Messenger RNA from Caretta caretta (loggerhead turtle), 1926 nucleotides. RefSeq names its product actin maturation protease (gene ACTMAP). NCBI's taxonomy places the organism in Eukaryota, Metazoa, Chordata, Testudines, Cheloniidae. The record is from RefSeq and is a predicted model, not a curated record.
CCAGACUCACCCAGCCGCGGCCGGCGGCCGCCAUUUUACGAGGGGCAGGAGCGGCUCGCGAAGCGGGCGGGGCCCUCCGACCGCCCCGUGACCUCCGACCCCGCCAGGCCACGCGCCACGCCCCCGCGCUGACCCCUGACCCCCCGCGACCUGACCCCUGACCUCUCACCCAUGCCCCAGUGACCUUGGUUCUAGUCUGCGCCCUUUGACCUCCUGCUGCCCCCCCAGGAGCCAGGGUGGGAAUGGCCCACAGGGGGGGGCCGCCCCCUCCCCCUCCCGCCCCCCGGCAGGGCCCUGCCCCUCCCCCACCCCCGCCCCCCCCGCCCCCUCCCAGGCCGCUGCCCCCCCACGGGGCCAAGUUCCUCCAGGCGGCCCCGGCGCCGCGCAGCGGAGACGAGCUCCGGGAGCUGCUGAGCCGCCGGAAACCCAGCUUCAGCGGGUGUCUCAAGUGGCUCCUCUACAACAGGGCGGUGCCUUCCUUAAUCCAAGAGGGGCCCCAGUGCGGGCUGGUGGCGCUGUGGAUGGCGGGCUCCCUCCUCAGUCUGUCCCAGGACGUCUCCCUGGAGAGGAUCAUGCAGGUGGCAUUGGAGAGAGGCUACACUGCCCAGGGAGAAAUGUUCUCAGCGGCUGACAUGGCCCAGCUUGCCGAGGAGGUGUUCCAGUGCCAGGCCGAGCUGCUUUCGGGAGGUCUGGAGGGAGAGAACCGGGGCAGGAUCCUUCGCCAUCUGACCGCUGGCUGCCCCCUGCUACUGCCCUACGACGAGGACUCCAACCACGAGCCUUGCAGGAGACGCGGCUACAAAGCCCACUGGGCCGUCGUCUCGGGACUCCUGCUGGGCCUCCGGGACGGCGCCCUCAGUCCGGCCUGCCAGGAGGACGAGCAGAUCCCCGGCCUCUUCCGCCCCGGCCCGGCCUGCCCCCCGCCCGCCCCGGAGGACGUGCUGGAGACCUACCUGCUCUCCAAGCAGGGCAAGAGCUGGCGCCCCCAGCUGUGGAAUUACCGGCAGGCGCACGAGAGCAACGCCCAGCUGAUGGACUUCUGCCCCAAGCGGGCGGGCGACGGCAAGGUCUACGUGGUGCCCGCGGGCGGCGUCAAAGCGGGGCUCUGCGGCAAGACGGUGCUGCUGUGCCCAAGGACCACACAGAGCGCCCUGCCCCAGCCAGCCGGGCCGCCCCCUGCUGCCGAGCGCUAAGAGCCACUGGGGCAGCAGGCGGAGGAGACGGCACAGCGCCCGCCUGCUGCAAACUCCCUGCAUCCCUUGGGCCCGCCCAUGCUACCAGGGACAGCAGGGCCUAGUGGGUGGAGCACUGAUCUGGGACUCGGGGGGCCUGGCUCUGCCGCGCUUCCCCGCUCCGUGCCUCAGUUUCCCCUCUGCAAAAUGGGGCUGAUGUUCCUGCCCUCCUUUGCAGAGCGGUGCACGGGGAGGGGCAGGGCAUAUAAUAGUCAGACGCACCAAGGAGAGAGCCGCUGGGGUUAAAGUGCAGGGUGUGGCCCCGGCCCCUUUUCCCUGUGCCGCAGGAAGCGCCAAUGCCCGCCGGGCUGUGGCCGUGGGGGAGGAGCAGCUAUUUCAGGCCCUCUCCAGAGGAGCUGCUGCUCUUCCCCCAGGGAGCUUCUCAGAAUGUCCCAGAUUUCUGGUUUGGGGCCACGGCGCCAGGAAACGGCAGGUACUUGUGGCCGGCUCUGAAAAUAACUUAACGCUUCCUGUCUGCCACCCACCACUGUUAGCUCUUGAGAGCAGGGACUGGCUCUCAGUCAGGACUGGUGCAGCGUCCGGCCCGACGGGGCCCCGAUCUUGGCCGGGGUCUGGGCAGCACCCGGCCUGAUGGUCUCAGCUCUCUAGAGCUGCUGUCAUACACCUAACUUGGGAACUCUGAACCACGCCCAGCAAACCUGCAUUAAAGACAAAGGCUGUUUGGUUUCCACCA